ACUAGUCAGUUAAUAGUUGCAGCACGUUUUGCUUCUAACAUGUUUAUCCAUCUAAACCCAACCCAUAUUUGGAGUAUGGCAAAUACUCAAAUGGGCUGCAACCGUAAAUUUCAUUCAGAUUUCUAAAACAAACUCGAGUCACAGUCCUUGGAAGGAAGCAGCGGUUAUGGAGGGACUUUGCACAUGGUGGCACCUCGAAUUCUCUGUAUAUCGACUGCAUUCUUUAGAUAACACAGCUUGCAUUACAUGUCGCACGGGUAGGGACUGUCUGGUGGACAUGUCUACCUAACUGUCUGGUCGAUAUGGAUUUGUUGAUUGUAUUAGAUAAUAGGUAAUUCAUUCAUCUUUACUUCCUGGAGUACCCAGGUACUAGUGAUGCUAAUUGCUACAGAGUUGUGUAGUUGUGACUUAUCUAGUUUAUUGAGUAUGAAUGUUAUUUCUAAUAGCUUACAAUUUUUUCAUGUGUUUUUCCUUAUUUUGCUAUAUCGUGAGCAUGAGACUCGAGCACCAUACUAGAUGCUAUGUACUUUUGAUAUGUUUAUUUCACAGCUUGAUAGUAGCACACCUGGUGAAAACCGGGUACCGAUUCUCGUUUAUUUCUGGAUGUGCUUUGUUGAUAAAUUUAUGUUGUAUGGAGGAUAGCUUCUAGCUUGAUUUAGAAUGUUCAUCUAAUAGGGCAAGCUAUCUGCAGGAAGCAGUGUAAAGUUGUUUGGUGAUAAUGGAACCAAAGCAUUCUGCCGAAAUGUCCAGGCAUUUGGACAAGCAAAAUCAUGCCCUAAUGGAAACAUACCGAGCAAUGUCCCAUGAGUUGCAUAAACUACAAGUUGAAGAGGAAACAAUCAUGCAGAAGUUAUAUGAGCUGAUGUCUGUGGAAGGGCUUCUUCCAAAGAAUAUAGAUGAUAAAUUGAGAAGAGAAUGAGGAAUGUGAUGUUAGG
Molecule: messenger RNA, 935 nt
Organism: Lolium rigidum
Lineage: Eukaryota; Viridiplantae; Streptophyta; Magnoliopsida; Poales; Poaceae
Exons: 4
Coding region: 719-919 (66 amino acids)
Source: RefSeq, a predicted model, not a curated record